This is a messenger RNA of Microstroma glucosiphilum, 866 nucleotides long. RefSeq lists its product as hypothetical. The coding region runs from base 154 to 720 and encodes 188 amino acids. The record is from RefSeq and is a predicted model, not a curated record. The transcript has a single exon. NCBI's taxonomy places the organism in Eukaryota, Fungi, Basidiomycota, Exobasidiomycetes, Microstromatales, Microstromataceae.
GGUGGUAGACAAGGUUGGCAUUGAACAGCAGCGAAGAGGAGACGCAGGGGGCAGUCAUUCCGGUGGGGCAAAGCUUACCCUGUCUGGGGUGUUGCAGUCUACGUGGCUGUUUCAACUGCCAUUGUAACUGCCAUUGUAGUGUGUGUGUGCGCCAUGCUCGUCACGGUGAAUCCUAAAGAGGCUACUGAGCCACCAGGCCUCCUUGCUCUCUCGCGAUGGCCAACAGAAUUGGUUUCCAAGGUGUAUGGGACGCAGGAAAGCCUUUCUAAGGCAGGCAGAAUGCACGUGUUUCCGUACCAAAUGGACCCUCAAGAGUGGGCCUUGAGCUCUGAGAAGAAUCUUGGCCCGACGGUGGCUCGACUUGCUUAUAACUCAGGACUGAAGCCAUGCGGCUCAGGAGAUGCUCUAUCAGGGCCUUAUCAUCAGAGUGGGCACGCCGCUCGGCCCUCGAUGCCGAAGCGCCUUUCGUCGUCGUCAUCAAGCAGACGACCCUCCGACCGCUAUCGUGUGAGCCGCCCUAGCUAUUCCUGGCGGCCCAGUCUUCAGAGUCGACCAAGCUAUCACUCAAGGCCAAGCUACAGUCCGCGCCCAAGCUACAAAUCGCGACCCAGCUACCAAUCGCGACCGAGCUCUCGGAAUUGUCCUUCCCUAACCAGAUACGAAGAAUACUUCGAGCCGCAGUAUGUACCGGAGCUGUAUGAGGCCCGCGGGUGCGUCUAAGACACUUGAAAAUAAGAGGGAGAUGGAGUUCGUUCCAUAAGCCUCUCGUACGUGCCGCUUGCUUGUAUCCUGCGCUCUUGGGUUCGCCUGUCACACUCUCCCAACAAUGUCACCGUUGCUUUUACCUUGGCUGGAUGGGAAGUAUG